CCAUAAAAGCAGUAGUUAUAUAGACAGAGAGAAAGUGCCCUAGGAUUUGAACCAGAGUGCUACUGCUUACGAUCAUCUGCCAUUCUUUUAUUUCCCACAUUUCUUCCAACUCUCAACACUCGUGCCUCAAUUUUCUGCUUAUAAUCAUGGGUUCAGAUGCUGAUAUGGAGGAUUAUGGGUUCGAGUACUCAGACGAGGAGCCUGAGGAGCAGGACGUUGUUAUUGAGAAUCAGUAUUACAACUCCAAAGGAUUGGUUGAAACAGACCCAGAAGGAGCACUUGCAGGUUUUGCACAAGUUGUUAGCAUGGAACCAGAGAAGGCAGAAUGGGGGUUCAAAGCACUGAAGCAAACAGUUAAGCUUUAUUAUCGUUUGGGGAAGUAUAAAGAAAUGAUGGAUGCUUACAGGGAGAUGGUUACAUACAUUAAAUCAGCAGUCACACGUAACUACAGUGAGAAAUGUAUAAACAACAUCAUGGAUUUUGUUUCUGGAUCAGCUAGUCAAAACUUUGGUCUUCUGCAAGAAUUUUAUCAAACUACCCUGGAGGCCCUGGAAGAAGCAAAGAAUGAGAGACUUUGGUUCAAGACAAAUCUUAAGCUCUGCAAGAUAUGGUUUGACAUGGGUGAAUAUGGGCGGAUGAGCAAGAUUCUGAAGGAACUCCAUAAAUCUUGUCAACGAGAAGACGGAACAGAUGACCAAAAGAAAGGCAGUCAACUUCUGGAGGUAUAUGCAAUUGAGAUUCAAAUGUACACUGAGACCAAGAACAACAAAAAGCUAAAGCAAUUAUACCAAAAAGCACUUGCGAUCAAGUCAGCAAUUCCACAUCCACGAAUAAUGGGGAUAAUUCGAGAAUGUGGUGGGAAGAUGCAUAUGGCAGAGCGUCAAUGGGCUGAGGCUGCAACAGAUUUCUUUGAAGCUUUCAAGAACUAUGAUGAGGCUGGGAACCAAAGACGCAUACAAUGCCUAAAAUAUCUGGUCCUGGCAAACAUGCUGAUGGAAUCUGAAGUGAAUCCAUUUGAUGGUCAAGAGGCAAAGCCAUAUAAAAAUGACCCUGAGAUUUUGGCAAUGACGAACCUUAUAGCAGCAUAUCAACGAAAUGAAAUACUAGAAUUUGAGAAAAUCCUGAAGAGUAACAGAAGGACAAUUAUGGAUGAUCCAUUCAUACGGAAUUAUAUUGAAGAUCUCUUGAAGAAUGUCAGAACUCAAGUACUCCUCAAGCUUAUUAAACCUUAUACAAGAAUUCGGAUACCAUUCAUAUCAAAGGAACUCAAUGUGCCAGAAAAAGAUGUCGAGCAGCUGUUGGUUUCAUUGAUAUUGGAUAAUCGCAUUGAUGGACAUAUUGACCAAGUGAACAGGCUUUUGGAGCGUGGAGACAGGUCAAAGGGAAUGAAAAAGUAUACUGCCAUCGAUAAAUGGAAUACACAACUUAGAUCACUUUAUCAAACUGUCGGUAACCGUGUGUUCUAAGAUUUUGUUUAUGUCACGAUUUCCAUCUGGUAGAGGUACUUCUCAGUAUUUUGGUAGGAACUUUUCCUCUCUCGUGUGGAACAAAAAGGCUUUUUUUUUAAAAAAUUUGAGAUUAUAAAUUGGUAUUUCAUAAAAUAUUUAUUUUAUAUUUAAAUAAAAAAAAAUGCCUAUUCAACUA
Messenger RNA from Jatropha curcas, 1644 nucleotides. RefSeq names its product proteasome family protein (gene FUS12). The record is from RefSeq and is a predicted model, not a curated record. NCBI's taxonomy places the organism in Eukaryota, Viridiplantae, Streptophyta, Magnoliopsida, Malpighiales, Euphorbiaceae.